Molecule: messenger RNA, 777 nt
Organism: Trichoderma citrinoviride
Lineage: Eukaryota; Fungi; Ascomycota; Sordariomycetes; Hypocreales; Hypocreaceae
Exons: 3
Coding region: 1-777 (258 amino acids)
Biological process (GO): protein acetylation
Molecular function (GO): N-acetyltransferase activity
Source: RefSeq, a predicted model, not a curated record
AUGAAAGUCAACGAGAAAAUCGCCAUCUCAACGAGCAAAGCCUUGCUGGUGCCGUAUGAAGCCCACCAUGUGCUCACCUACCACGACUGGAUGCAAGAUCCGGCCAUACAGGAGGCAACCGCCUCAGAGCCAAUGACGCUGGAAGAAGAAUUCGAGAACCAGCUGUCGUGGCGGACGUCGCAUGACAAACUGACGUUUAUCGUCUGUGAGCCGUUAUCAAACGGAGAGAGCGUCGUCACGGCUCAAGGCGACGAUGCGCCGGAGAAGAUGAGAGGCGACAUUAACUUCUUUCUAUAUCUGGAUGACAAUGACGAUGAGGAGGGGGAGGAGGAGGAAGUUGCUGCUGCUGGAGCGAGGGGAGAGAGCAGCAACACGAUACGAUUGAGAGGUGAAGUAGACGUCAUGAUAGCAAGGACGCAGCACCGCGGAAAAGGCCUUGGGGAAGCCGCCGUGCGGUCGAUGUUGGGCUAUAUACGGCGGCACCUGUCAGACGUGCUCGACGAGUACGCAAAGGGAGAGGGGCUGCUGCUGCUGGAUGGCGGCAAGGCGGCGGCAGCAGCAGCAAAGGUGCAGCUGGUUGGGUUGAUGGCCAAGAUCAAGGAGGACAAUGCGGGAAGCAGGGCGCUGUUCGGGAAGCUGGGCUUCAGGCAGGAAGGGGAGGCGAAUUACUUUGGAGAGGUGAAGAUGGUGAUGGGGUGGGGGGAGGGGGCUGGAGCUGGAGCUGGAGCUGGGAUCGAGGAGGGGUUGGGGUAUCGGGAGUUGGAGUAUGUGAUGUGA